AUGACCGACCUUGAGAGCAGAGAAAAGAAACGAGGUCCUCCGCCAAAGCUGCAGCCGAUCAAUAUCGGACAGCCAAAGGACAAGGAAGCCCACCUCGCAGACUACUUUGGGGAAGGGAGUCUUCCGUUCGCCACCACACCGUCCCUCAACAUACGCCCUCCAAAACGAACCAUCUUCUCCAAAGUCACCACAAACACCAAUACCAACACUAACAUCAGCAGCCAUUCUGUCGCAAUUGGCACUGCUACCUCAAACACUAAUACCCGCGACACCUCUGGCUCCAACUCCAGUAACACAGGUGUCAGUUUCGAUUCAAAGGACCCUUCGUCAAUACAACAACCCUCAACAGCAACAAUCCCUCGAUCUGUCCAUCACAUCGUCACUACUUCCUCUGACCGGGAGUCAGGAACAGAAGCUGUCAAGUCUUCGCAGUCUCUUGGGAAUGCCAAUGUAGCAGACACGGCUUCGGAACCUAUGAUCCUCCACAGAGUUCGGUCCUCAUCGAGGUUGAGUCGUCAGGAACCUUUUCAGAAGAAAGAAUUUACAUCCCCACCUGAAUCGGACAAGCCAGCUUUGACGGAGGUCGUGAGUACCAUUUCCGAGCCCAAGGUCGCAUUUGCGCCACCUCCAAGCAGGAUAUCCAGGAACCCGGAAGGAAAGGAGAACCUCACACCGCGGACAUCAUUAACUUCUCGAUCGUAUCUCAGAAAGUCCAUCCCGUCCAAAUCAACAGCACCCCGGAAAUCGUUCAAUUGGGGUCCUGCACAGAGAGAAGUUGGGGAGUCUGCCGACAAGGAAGAGUCAAAAGGAUCUACGCCUAACGACGAUGAACAUGCUAUACCCCCAACAGUCGAACAGAACACGGACACGGCAGCAGCAACAGUAGCGGUGGCAUCGGGAGCGACAGUACCAAGCACGCCAGACGACUCUGGAACUUCAUCAGUGGAUUUGGCUCUUCAGGAUCUGCAAGUGGACGAUGCGGCGGCAGGGUCAGGAACGAACUCAGAACUGGCUCGUGGCCGUCAGGGUGUUAAGCGCGACAUGGAUGAGGCUGGUUCCUCAGCCAAACGGCGGAAAGAAUUUCAUCCGCAGGAGGAUUCAUCGCGUCUGGCCAUCAAAAGGACUAGUUUCGGGACCUUGCCAAGCCCUCCAUCACCUCGCCUAAGUACGACAGUACCAUCACAUGCAUCUGAGCAGUUCGCUUUCACAAACGAGAAACCCAAGUCGAGCGAUGAAGCAACACCUGUACAGAGGAGAGAAGAGCGCGAAUCGAUCGAGCGGAAACACGCAGCACCAAAAUCACCCCAGGCUAUCAAGGCGGCGUUUCACUUUCCUCCUCUCGGAUCGUCUCAACCUUCCUCAAACCCGGCUGCCCAACAACAACAGCACCAACAACAGCAGCACCAACAACAGCAGCACCAACAACAGCAACAGCAGCAGCAGCAGCCACAGCCAUCUCAACCACCACAACAGCAGCGUCCGCAGCAUGGAGACGGGAUUGCAUCGAUCGUGCAGAAUCUGGUUGUGGGCGCUCCCAAGACAAAUCCACGGCCUUCCGUCAACCAACCCGAGACCCAGGGGCGUUCAGGAAGCGGAACGAUGUCGCCUCCAUUUACUACUGCGUCGCUGUCCGUCAAUACAAGCAGCAGUCGAGGAGAUCUAGGCUAUCGAACCGUCAUGAUGGUCAACAACAGACCUUACACAAAGCUGGCGCAGGUCGGCAAAGGAGGCAGUUCCAAGGUGUACAAAGUCCUGGCAAGCAACUCUAGAGUCCUUGCGUUGAAAAAAGUUUCCUUUGAGAACGCGGAUCAAUCGACUAUCAACGGCUAUGUGAACGAGAUCAGGCUGCUAAGGAGAAUGGUCAAUUCUUCGCGGAUCAUUCGACUCUGGGACGCCGAAGUCAAUAACGCCAAAGGAUACCUUUCUCUGGUUAUGGAGUUUGGUGAGAUCGAUUUGGCGCAUAUGCUUCAGCACCAACAAACCCAGUCCUUCGACCUUCACUUCAUCGGACUUUAUUGGCGCCAGAUGCUUGAGGCGGUACAGGUGGUGCAUGAUUUGAAGAUUGUGCACUCGGAUCUAAAACCGGCCAACUUCUUGCUAGUGGGAGGAUCGCUGAAGCUGAUUGAUUUUGGAAUCGCCAAUGCGAUCGCGAACGACACGACCAACAUCCAUCGGGAGGGGCAAUUCGGAACAGCAAACUACAUGUCGCCUGAGGCAAUCUCGUCCAACCCGCAAGCAGGAGGGUGUCGGAAACUGGGUAAACCGUCAGAUGUCUGGUCGUUGGGCUGUAUCCUCUACCAGAUGGUCUAUGGCAAAUCACCCUUCUCGGAUGUCAUCAAUGUGUUCCAGAAGUUGAACGUUAUUACUAACCCGGACUACCAGAUCAAGUUCGCGCCGACCGUUCGAUCGCCACUUCGCCUCGGUGAGCCACAAUCCAGCCCGCUUCCUCCGGCACCACCGUCUGCACCAGGAGCAACAGGAUGGGAUGGAUCCAAUACAGGAUCGACUUCCCUGGGAUCAGAUACGUCUUCGUCACUACCAGAUUCAACACCGACGGCUCCUACUAUCGUCGACAUUGACCCUAAUUUAAUCCGCGUCAUGAAAGGUUGUCUCGCCUACAAUGUCACCGACCGCUUGACUAUCCCCGAUCUCCUCGCCGACCCCUUCCUGCACCCUUACAUUUCUGCACCCCCUGACUCUUCUUCGCCCUUGCCGUCCUCCUCGGGAGCGGGAACUGGAACAGGGACAGGAGAAUCGGUGAUGAUGGAUGUUGACACGCUUCAUCAAGUCAUGCAAGCGUCUAUGGUCUUUGCCGCCAACCAUGUCACAUCCCAAGGCAACGGUAGUAGUAGUAAUACCAGUGCAGCAAUAGCGAUUGACAAAGUGGUUGUCCAAUCUGCAACGGAACAAGUCUGGCGCCAGCUUCAGGCCAAGAAGAAGGCUGGCUCUACUACUGGUGGUGGUAACAGAUUCUUUAUCUCGGACUAG
Linnemannia hyalina is the source of this 2988-nucleotide messenger RNA. Lineage: Eukaryota; Fungi; Mortierellomycota; Mortierellomycetes; Mortierellales; Mortierellaceae. The record is from the annotation of a GenBank genome assembly.